Molecule: messenger RNA, 1422 nt
Organism: Belonocnema kinseyi
Lineage: Eukaryota; Metazoa; Arthropoda; Insecta; Hymenoptera; Cynipidae
Product: protein arginine methyltransferase NDUFAF7 homolog, mitochondrial
Exons: 5
Coding region: 103-1401 (432 amino acids)
Biological process (GO): mitochondrial respiratory chain complex I assembly
Cellular component (GO): mitochondrion
Molecular function (GO): protein-arginine omega-N symmetric methyltransferase activity
Source: RefSeq, a predicted model, not a curated record
AACACUAAAAACGUACCAAGUGCAAGCAAUUUCUUUCUUGUGAAAAAAGGACAAAAUAAUAAUUAUUUUAAGAAAGAAUACUUGUUGUUACUAAACAUAAAAAUGCUGCGGUCUUUGGGAAAUGUGAAAGUUUCGAAACAAAUCGGAGUAGUAUUAAAAAAAUACAAUCGUUUAAGUGCCGGUAUGUCAACUACUGUGCAAAGUGAUGUUAAAGAAAAAUACGGCCUUUAUAGACAGCUUUACACUAAAAUAUUGAGUUGCGGUCCCAUAAGUAUCGCUGAUUAUAUGAAGGAAGUUUUGACGAAUCCGAUCGACGGAUAUUAUAUGAAAAAUGAUGUUUUUGGACAAAAAGGGGAUUUUAUUACUUCACCAGAAAUUAGUCAACUGUUUGGAGAGAUGAUAGCUGUUUGGAUACUACACGAAUAUUCAAAGAUAUCUAAUCAGCCUUUCCAACUUGUAGAAUUAGGACCAGGUAGAGGCACAUUAUCCAGCGAUAUUCUUAGGAUUUUUAGACGAUUUCGUUGCACUGAGAAGGUUUCACUCCAUUUAGUGGAAAUCAGUCCGAUUCUUUCGGCAAUUCAAGCCAAAAAAUUAUGCAUAUCCUCGGAAGAAGUAACACCCGAAAUAAAUUCGAGAGAAAGAAAUGCCAUUGGUCAUUAUAGACACGGUGUUACAGAAGACGGUGUUAAAGUUUUCUGGUAUUAUUCUGUUAAAGAUGUACCAAGAGGAUUCAGUAUAUUUAUCGCACAUGAAUUCUUUGAUGCUUUACCGAUUCACAAAUUUCAGAAAACGAAUCAAGGAUGGUGCGAAGUUUUAGUAGAUAUUGAGCCAGGUGCAUCAAAUCAGAAAAAAUUUCGAUACGUUCUGACAAAAACACCAAACUUGGCAAGCAGAACAUACAUACCAGAAGCCGAAAUAAGAAAUCACGUUGAAGUGAGUCCACAAACAAUGGUGAUAGUUGAUACAAUUUCUACCUUCUUAAUAGAAAAUGGAGGAUUUGGAUUAAUAAUCGAUUAUGGUCAUAAUGGUGAAAAAACGGACACAUUUCGUUCUUUCCGAGAUCAUAAACAACACGAUCCGCUUCUGGAUCCAGGCUCAGCAGAUUUAACAGCUGACGUCGACUUUUCACUGAUAAAACGAACAGUUACCAAAAAUAAUAGACUGAUCACUUUUGGUCCCGUUAAUCAAGGAGAUUUUCUUAAACAAUUAGGCAUAGAUGUGAGAUUAGAAUCACUUUUAAAAAAUGCACCUGAAGCUCAAAAAGAACAAAUACAAUCUGGGUAUUAUAAAAUUGUAGAUGCAAAUGAAAUGGGAUCGUUGUUUAAAGUAUUUUCUAUGUUUCCGGCAGUGUUAAAAGAUCAUUUGAAAAAGUGGCCGGUUUCUGGUUUUCAUAGUGUUUAAUAAAAACUUUACUGUACAGAA